Messenger RNA from Notechis scutatus (mainland tiger snake), 5757 nucleotides. RefSeq names its product F-box protein 32 (gene FBXO32). The record is from RefSeq and is a predicted model, not a curated record. Lineage: Eukaryota; Metazoa; Chordata; Lepidosauria; Squamata; Elapidae. Gene Ontology annotation, cellular component: nucleus; cytoplasm; SCF ubiquitin ligase complex. Gene Ontology annotation, biological process: protein ubiquitination. Gene Ontology annotation, molecular function: protein binding.
UAAAUACAGACGCGGCUGGAGCCCGGGCAGAGAAGCGGUCGGGGGGUUUGAAUCGUCGUCAAGGGGUGGAGGGAAAGUGGCGUCCUAAAAAAACACGAAACCGUUCAGCUCAGGCGGCAUCUCCGGGUUUCCUUUUGGCAACCGAGCAUCUUUAGAGCUUCUGCUUUGGAGGCAGCCCAAGGCGCGCGGUCUCUCUCUCUUGCGCCUUGUAUUAUUAUUAUUGUUGUUGUUUUGUUUGUUUCAUUUUUUUUCUCUCCCGACGGGCGUCCCUCUCUUUCGGUUGCCUGCAAUGCCUUUUCUGGGGCAGGACUGGCGAUCACCGGGCCAGAACUGGGUGAAGACGGGGGAUGGCUGGACCAGGUUCCUGGACGGGAAGGAGCACGGCGGCUGCGACAACGAGAAGAACAGUUACUGCUGGAAAGAGGAAUUCAACAAGGAGAACAUCUUCCACAACCUGAACUGCGAUGUGGCUGCGAAAAAACGAAAGAAGGACCAGCUGAACAAUAAGACCAGGAUUCAGUAUUUUCACCAAGAAAAAUGGAUUUAUGUGCACAAGGGAAGCACCAAAGAACGCCAUGGCUAUUGCACCCUGGGAGAAGCUUUCAAUAGACUGGAUUUCUCUAACGCUAUUCUGGAUUCCAGAAGGUUCAACUAUGUUGUGCGGUUGUUGGAGCUGAUUGCAAAGUCUCAGCUGACGUCACUGAGUGGAAUCGCGCAGAAAAACUUUAUGAAUAUCUUGGAGAAAGUUGUGCAAAAAGUUCUGGAAGAUCAACAGAAUAUCAGACUGAUAAAAGAAUUGCUGCAGACUCUGUACAUGUCACUUUGCACCUUGGUCCAGAGUGUUGGCAAGUCUGUUCUAGUUGGCAACAUAAACAUGUGGGUCUACCGAAUGGAGAUGAUUCUUCAUUGGCAGCAGCAGCUGAACAAUAUCCAGAUCACCAAGCCUGAUUUCAAAGGGUUGACUUUCACAGACCUGCCCUUGUGUUUACAACUAGAUAUCAUGCAACGGCUGUCAGAUGGGCGAGACAUUGUGAGUCUUGGGCAAGUGACUCCAAGUCUUCAGGUGCUCAGUGAAGACCGACUCCUCUGGAAAAAACUCUGCCACUACCACUUCACAGACCGACAGAUACGCAAGCGGCUAAUACUGUCAGAUAAAGGGCAUUUGGAUUGGAAGAAGAUGUACUUCAAGCUUGUGAGAUGUUAUCCGCGGAAAGAGCAAUAUGGAGAUACUUUGCAGCUUUGUAGACAUUGUCAUAUCCUUUCAUGGAAGGGCACUGAUCAUCCCUGCACGGCUAAUAACCCGGAAAGCUGCUUGACUGCUCUUUCGCCACAAGACUUUAUCAACUUGUUCAGAUUCUGAAUUCCCAAAUAAUUUCACUACCUAUCGUAUUGUUCCGAUGGGACACUACACUGCUGAGCAGAAUGGCUCAGUUUGUAUCAUAGCUUGUAAAUAAUACGGCUUGAUUGUUCCUGAGUCAAAGACGACAAGAGACUUUUAGGAGGCAGAAGUAGCCAUAAUCUCAUGGCCUUGGACUCUUGAGAGAAUAUAGCCUCCUAGUUGGACUUAUGUAAAAAGGCAAGAUUUGUGUAAAUAUUAAGCUUGGUAAGAAUUGGUGUGCAAACUUUCGUUGACAAACAGUUUAGGAAAUGCAAAGAAGAGUCACCCUGCGAAUAUUUGGAAAUGUCUUCUGGAUUUUCAAAGCCAGAGGAAUGAUAUACACUGCAGUUAGGUUAAAGCUUGGAACUAUUCCCAACUCUGCUUUUUUUAUUUGUUUGCAGAAGAUAUUUAUACCUAAAACUUUUUUAAAAAAGAUUUACAAGGAUAUAUCCCUUUAUUCUUCAAAAAAAAAUGAACUGAAUCCAGAUAAAAUUUCCCAGUUUCUACCUCUGAAACAGCUUUCCAAAUUAAACCAGUGUGUGGUAUAAAGCUUCUGUACAUCAUCUAAAGAGAUGUGUGGGUUUUUGUUUUUUUUUAAUCUGUUGAUAGUAGCUUUCCUGGUGCUGCUUUUUGUAACACUUAAGUUUUAAUUUAUCUGGCUAUCUUUUUAUGGUAUUUAAAUGUAACUGAGUCCUGGGAAAUUUGGAAAUUUCCCUAGGUCAUUCUUGGAUACCAUUGAAAGCUGACUAUGUUGUAAGUACAGCUUAGGCAGCUGGAUAAACUACCUGAGUAGACCUUUUAUUAGAAACAUGUUUUGGUUUUUCAACUUUGCAUGCAGUGCAGAUGUUUACUCAUUAUCUUAAGAAAAAAAAAACCCAACAAUCUUUGUGCAAUUUAAAUGUGGAAGAUCACCCCUCUCAAUGAGGAUUGCAGUAUUUGGGCUGCAAAAUACGAGCAGCCAUUAGAUGUCAGGAAAGAGAGAGUUUCUAAACUAACUCUUUGCUGACAUCUACUGGUCACUGCGCACUUUGCAACCCAGGAAUAACUACCUUAUGCUAGAGGGCAUAAUGCUUGUUCCUGUGAUCUCAUGAACCCAGUUUGGCAGUUUUGAUAUCAUUUGAUGUUAAAAUUGAUGAUGCCACAUGGGUUAUACCCAGAGCCUUCCCUCAGAUAAAAGAUGAAAUAGCUAAGAAGCCUCUUCCUAUUUGCUAACAUGGGGUUUGAAUCCUGAGUGUAGAUGAAAUACCUGAUUUUAAGAAAAAUUAGAGAUACAGGCACGCUGCAUAUCCAGGUAAUGACAUUUCUAAUCUCAAAUUCAGACUUCAUUAUAGCUGAGAAAGAGUGUCCUAAUCACCAAAACAUUAGUCUUUCUCUUUGAAGCAUUCCCUCUAUAUCUAUAGAGUAGGAAAAAUUCCCAUAUGGGCAUCAAGGGUUGAGGGUUUGAGACAUUGAUGUGGUCAGGAAAAUAGGAAGUCAGACUGGAAUACAGGUAGCUCUUGACUUACAACAAUCUGUUUAAUGACAAAGGUACAACAGCGACCAUUUGUUGCGCUUACAACUCACAAUAUCCUCGUGAUCACUUGAUCAAAAUUUUGGCACCUGGCAAUCGGCAUGUAUUUACAAUGGUUGUGGCAUCCUGGGGGUCUGAUUGCCAUUUGCAACCUUCCCACCUACCUACCAAUAAGCAAAAUCAAUAAAAUCAAUGGGAAGCCAGACUCGCUUAGCAACCGUGUGAUUCACUUAGUAACUGCAACCAUUUGCUUACCCACCAUGGCAAAACAAAAACAAAAACGAAAGUUGUAAAAGUGAGAGUGGCUCCCUGAACAACCGCCCUGCUUAGCAAUGGAAGUUCUGUUCUUCCUCGUGGUUGUAAACAGUCACAGUUUCACUUAUAGUGACUGCCUCGCUUAACAACCAAGUCGCCGAUCCCACCAAUUGUCGCUCGCCAAGGACUACUUGUAAGUAAAUAGGAAACUUGUGUUUUAAUAGAUAGGUUUUGUCAGAAAGAAAGCCCCAUUUGGGACAAAUAAACGGUUAUCAAAUGUUAAGGAAAAGGUUUUGUGAUUGGGAGAUUAGAUGCAAAUGAAGAUUAAAAAGAAUCAGAAAGUUUCAGGGGCCUCUGCGGGAAGGGUGCAAAAUGAUGAAAGCAAUGUUGUAAUCUCAUGAGAUUAACUCUUUUGUAGAGGUUUGCAAAAACCUUAUGGCAUGACAUAACUUCUGUUAUUCUUACAAGAAUAACAGUUCCUGCAGUAGUGGGGUUUUAAAGUAUGCUUUUGUAUAUAUGUGUGUGUGUGAAAUCAUUUUUAUUUACUGUUAUCACUCAACUUUCAAAAAAAAUUACUCCGCAUAGGCUGCAAAUCUGUUAUUUUCUGGCCUUAUGAAAUACUGCCUAUAUGGGUUGUCCUCGACUUACAACAGUUCACUUAGUAACCGUUUGAAGUUGCAGUGGCACUGAAAAAAGUGACUUAGGACCUUUUUUCACACUUAACGACCACUGCAGCUUCCCCAGGGUCACAUGAUGAAAAUUGGCCACUGACUCAUAUUUAUGACGUCAGUGGCAGUGACCUGGGGAUCAAGUGAUCAACUUUUGCGACCUUCUGACAUGCAAGGUUAAUGGGGAAGCCAGAAUCACUCAACAACCGGGUUACUAAUUUUUAACAACUGCUGUGAUUCACUGAACAACUGUGGGAAGAAAGGUUGUAAAAUGGAGCACAAUUCACUUCGCAAAAGUCCCGCUUAGCAACAGAAAUUUUGGGCUCAACUGUGGUGAUAAGUCAAGGACUACCUGUAUCUACCCAGUGUUUUGAAAACUCUGCUACUCGAAACCCUUGGUGGCUAGGAGGUGAAUUUUUUAUUUUUUUAUUUUAUUUGACAUAACACGUCAAUGUUACACUGUAGAAAAGCUGAUUGUGGCACCUAUGUUGUUUGAAGGCUAAUAAUAAUAUUCUGCAUCACUUGUAUAGGAUAUUAACUUUAUAACUUUGAAGUUGAAUCUAGGACUUUGAGACGUGUUCACCCAUGUUCAGGGAUAAAAACCAUAUUCCAGAAUAGUCCGAUGGUCUCGUAUAACCAUUUUUGUCUGGAGUAGGAUCCUGAGCUAUAAGUUCCUGGAAACCAUUUGGCAAAAUCUCUGGUUCUGCAUACAUUUGUGCCAGAGUAUUAGGGCAUCCAACCAGUUAACUAACCUUCCCUACAAAAUCAAGAGUAAACACACAAUGAUGUGCAAUGAUGCCUUUUUUGAAAUAGGCCUGGAAUCUUCCAAGUGCAGUAAAAUGUCUACGAAAUCUUGAUAUUUCUUUGCCUUCUAUUCACACACUACAUAAGGGAGAACAGACUUGACACAUUUUUCUCAGCAACCUGUUGAUGGUUCCUUUUAGCAGCUCUGCAGUUUGACACAAUAACUUGCGGUGCUUUGUGAAAACACUUCUUCUUGUUUGCUAAAUUGUUGGCAGAAACACUGCCCUGCUGUCAAUAUAAUGCUUUUAUGACUUGAAGGGUCCGAUCUAUUUCACCUACCAUGGUUCUUUCUAUUUAAGAUUCUGCAGUCUAAAAUUCUGUUAUAAUGUACAAAGUGCAAAGUAUUUUUUAAUUGUUCGCUUCAAAACUUUUCACUGCCAGUUGUCUUUUUUUCUUUCCAUAAAAGUAUCCAAGGCAGCAGGAAAAAAAAAAAGAAUUAGCUGCACUGAUUUUUUUUUUUUAAAUUAGAUAUCAACACUCCAUCAACACAUUAUCUUUUGAACGGAGUGUUUUGGUUUUGUAAUUAUUUUUUUAUAUCCUUGUGAACAACUCUGGGAUCUUUUCCGUGAGAUGAGAUAUAAAAAUAUUUUGAGGAUGAGAAGGAGGAGGAAUCUGGAAAAAAAUAUGGAAAUGAAUUCAAACACUUGUCAGAUAAAAUGCUUUUGCACUAUAGUAGUUUGAGUGUCUUCUAUACCUUUGCAAAUACUUGAUGGCUAAUAACUAACUGUUCCAAUUCCAGUUUUUUUUUCCCCAUUUCUAUAAUCCUAAACUUUGGAGAUAUUUAAAAAUCAUCUCCAUGCAGGAUACAAAACAACACAAAACUGAGUGCAAUUAGCCCAGAAAUCAAUGAGCCAUAUUAGAACUAGUAAACCAACCAUUAAAAUGAUGGCUACAAUAUUCUUAUUGGCAGAAGCUCUAAUUGUUCUCUUGCGUGGAAAUGUGCCACAAGUAGUAAAAAAAACGAUUUGAUCACCAUUUCCCAAAUUUCUCCAAAAGCAUGUAUUUUCAGCAUUUGAGCUUUAUUCUAGAAAUAUUUGGAUCUGGAAGUCUUGCAAUGUUUAAUCUUACAAUGCUGAACUUAGUACAGGUAGCUCUUGAUUUACAAGAGUCUGUUUAAUGAUCGUUUGAAGUUAUAAUGACAC